Molecule: messenger RNA, 1110 nt
Organism: Drosophila innubila
Lineage: Eukaryota; Metazoa; Arthropoda; Insecta; Diptera; Drosophilidae
Gene: Fer2
Product: helix-loop-helix protein 13
Exons: 4
Coding region: 47-907 (286 amino acids)
Biological process (GO): regulation of transcription by RNA polymerase II; developmental process
Molecular function (GO): protein dimerization activity; DNA-binding transcription factor activity, RNA polymerase II-specific; RNA polymerase II transcription regulatory region sequence-specific DNA binding
Source: RefSeq, a predicted model, not a curated record
UAAAGUAAUAAAUUUAAAAAUAUAUCAAAUUUAAUAUAUAUAAAAAAUGUCGCGAAAUCAAUUGCCAGACUCGUCUUCGUCCCCGCCCAUAAGCCAUAUACCCUAUCAUAGCUUUGAUGACGAUCUGAUCAAUGAGCUGCCCUCCUGCAUUUAUGCGGGUCAACAUCAGAGCGGUGUCGGUGGUGGCGGGGGCGGGGGUGCUGCUGGAGGCAUCUCCUCUGGCGGCUCUGGGCUGCGUCUCAGCUCCAACAAUUUACGACACAUUCAGCAGCAUUAUAUGCAGCACAAUAAUGAAAAUCUGCUGGACUCUUCCACUAAUACGCUGGUGGGACUCAAUUCCAAUAACGCCACACCCAUGAUGUGCAAUAGUCCAAGCGCCAGCAGCAGUGGUGGUGGCGGUGGUGGAGCAUCUGGAGCUGGUGGACAAGGACCUAGUUCUGGACCAGGACCCAGUAAUGGGAGCUAUGGUGGAGCAGCUGCUGCCAGCUACAAGAUCCAGCGCCAACAAGCGAAUGUGCGGGAAAGGAAACGCAUCCAGAGGUCCGCACCAACUGGGUACACUAAAUGCAGCAUAAAUUCCGCCUUUGAUGAGCUACGGGUUCAUGUACCCACGUUUCCAUACGAGAAGCGUCUGAGCAAGAUUGAUACACUGCGUCUGGCCAUCGCCUAUAUAUCCCUGCUACGCGAGGUCCUGCAGACGGACUACGAUCCCCUCACCUAUGUGGAGAAGUGUCUGCGUGGUGAAAUCAAAGCAGAUCGCGCCAAUUGGAAUACAAGCGAUUUAACUGCACGUCUCUCAUGGAUCAACUGGGAGAAUCUGGGCGUACAUCCAGGACGACGCACGUUGCUCACCUCCCUGGCGUUGUCCUCGGAACCAAUGUGUGGAGCGCAUUGUGGCAUGCCAUAAACUGCAACUGCUUUUCACUAACCAAAGAGAAUAUUUUGAAAAUAUUCCAAUCUGCACUCUAAUAAGGAUUUACGAUCCAUUCCAAUUCAAAUGAAUCCAAUCAAUGAUCAAAUUCAGUUAUGUAUUCAAUUUUAGAGCCCAAAAAGUAUGCUAUGAAAUUAGAAACUAGACUAGAAUUCUCAAUUUAAGUAAAUAUUAUGUCU